Phlebotomus papatasi is the source of this 1872-nucleotide messenger RNA. RefSeq names its product protein DDI1 homolog 2 (gene rngo). Gene Ontology annotation, molecular function: protein binding; aspartic-type endopeptidase activity. Gene Ontology annotation, biological process: proteolysis. The coding region runs from base 151 to 1506 and encodes 451 amino acids. The record is from RefSeq and is a predicted model, not a curated record. Lineage: Eukaryota; Metazoa; Arthropoda; Insecta; Diptera; Psychodidae. The transcript is spliced from 3 exons.
CAGCCGGGAUCGACUGCAGCGCCAUGUGGUAAAAUUGGGAGUUUGAGCGGGAAAUCCGCAACGUGGCGCUGCAAACUGCGAACGGGGCAGGAAACAUAAAUAUUCCGUGAAUUUUGCUAUUUUGUGGCUGUUUUUCUGGUUAAGGACAACAUGAAGAUCACAGUAACUACUCUGACGGAUUAUAUCUUUGUGCUGGAUGUGUCAGAAGACCUGGAAUUGGAGAACUUCAAGGCAUUCUGUGAGGUUGAAUCUGGCUUUCCGGCCUCAGAGAUUGUGAUUGCUUUCAAUGGGAGGCCCCUCCUGGACGACAAGAAGUCCCUGAAGGAUCAUGGGAUAGUCGAUGGGGAUGCUGUGGUGUUGCAGCAUAUGCUGCAGGCUCAUCAGGAGGGAUUCAUGCCACAGCAGACGGGAGGUCUUCCACAAUUGGACUUUAGCACAAUUCAAGUGCCAGGGGGAUCUGCAGCUGCUCAACGAGGUCCCCUUUCCGUGGCCCCAGAAGAUGAUCCCAAAGUCGUCCGGGACAUGUUUCUCAACAAUCCUGACACCCUGGCACUACUCAAGCAGAACAAUCCUCGGCUGGCUGAUGCUCUGACUUCCGGGAAUCUCGAAACAUUCGCCAAGGUGCUGCAGGAACAGAUUCAGGCCAGAGCUGAGCGUGUUCAGCAACGAUACAAAAUGCUCCAGGCGGAUCCCUUUGAUCACGAAGCCCAACGCCUGAUAGCCGAGGAGAUCCGCCAGAAAAACAUCGAGGCAAAUAUGGAAGCUGCAAUGGAGUACAAUCCGGAAACAUUUGGAACUGUUGUGAUGCUCUACAUUAAUUGCCGCGUCAAUGGGGUCCCUGUCAAAGCCUUCAUCGAUUCCGGAGCCCAGACCACCAUCAUGAGUGCCGGCUGUGCCGAACGAUGCAACAUCAUGCGCCUGGUGGACACCAGAUGGUCAGGAAUUGCCAAGGGAGUCGGCGUCCAGAAGAUUAUCGGGCGAAUUCACAUGGUUCAGCUUCAGAUCGAGAAGGAUUUCCUCAUAACUAGCUUCUCGGUUCUGGAGGAGCAGCCCAUGGAUAUGCUACUGGGCCUGGACAUGCUAAAGAGGCAUCAGUGCAACAUUGACUUGCAGAGGGGAGUUCUGAAGAUCGGAACGACGGGCACGGAGACGCCCUUCCUGGCUGAGAGUGAACUGCCCGACUGUGCAAGGCUCUCGGGCGGAAUGGAGGAGGAGUCGAAAGUUAUGGCGGAAUCGGCCAAGCUUGCUGAGGAUCGAGCCAUCCAGGAAGCUCUGGAGAGGAGUAGACAAAAUUUGCCGUCUACAAGUACUUCAUCGACUGCAUCGGCGACCAGCUCAAAUCCUGCCACAAGUAUCCAACCAACGGAUCAGUUCACGGAGAAGGACGUAGAGGAGCUGAUGAGGAUGGGAUUCGCGCGUGAUAAGGUAAUUGCUGAAUUGAGACAAUUUAAAGGUGAUCGUAAACAGGCUGUUGCAGCCCUUUUUGCAAAAUCGCUCAAGUUUUAGUCCUAAAAGAGGUACUAAGUUCUCUUUUUUUUACUGUAAGAAUACUAAACUUUGCGCUACGAAUUUCUCACUAGAAUCACGAAAAAUCUGGGAUUUAAUAAUUCAAAUUUUCCAUAUUUUAAAAACACGUAUUUGGGUUUUUACUUUAUCUAAUAUUUUUCUUAUUUUAAAAUUCUUGGCAAGGGUGAAAAUAUCAUUUUUUUACAUAAGGAUUUUUGAAGAAGACUAAUUGAGAAAUAAUUUUCUAAAUUUUAGAAUAUAAAAUCACUUAGAAUUUAAAAGAGGUUUAGCAAAAUGAUUUGACAACAAAAGAAGGUUUGUCUUUAUUUUUUAAAUAAAGAAUGAAGUGAAAAAAAACAGAAAAAA